This is a messenger RNA of Spizellomyces punctatus DAOM BR117, 2403 nucleotides long. RefSeq lists its product as uncharacterized. The record is from RefSeq and is a predicted model, not a curated record. Bases 187 to 2256 code for a protein of 689 amino acids. Lineage: Eukaryota; Fungi; Chytridiomycota; Chytridiomycetes; Spizellomycetales; Spizellomycetaceae. The transcript is spliced from 13 exons.
CCUUUUUAGAGAUGGGCACGUUGAGGGUUGCGUACGAUAUUUUAUAUGGGAACUGUCCGAAACAGAAGGGCGGAGAGGAAUCUUCCAAUCCGAUAAAACCAUUUACCAGAUCUAAAGCGAUCGACGAGUUUUUCUUUUUCCUUGUUCAUCGUGCCCGAGAGUCUCUGGUGAUUUAUUCAUUGAGCAAUGGGUGAAGGGGAUUAUAAAAAAAAUGCAGGGUUUGUCGGCGGAAUCAGUCUGCUCGUCAGCAGCAUCACUGGACCAGGCAUCAUCACAAUCCCACUCUUGUUUCAACAGGCUGGAUGGCUUUUGCCAACGUUAUGCUUCAUCAUCAUUGCCUUCCUGUCCGCCCUUGGAUGCCUGUUUUUGAUUGAGAGCAUGACAUAUUUCCCUGGAAAUGAAAAGUUCCAGAGAAAUGUCGAGUUGACAGUGUUGGUUCAUCAGUUUUAUGGACGGAAAUGGUACUAUGUUAUGCACAUUAUCCUUUACGGAUCACUCCAAAGUUUCAACAUUGCGUCCAUUAUAUCGGCUGCUCAGACAUUUGAUGCGUUUUUGAUUACAAUCUUUGGACGGACCUGCGGGUUUGGGAUUUCGCCCUUGUCUGGAUUCAUCUGUGCGUCCGAGCAAACGAAUUCGAAUUCACCUUUUGGGGAUAACUACAUGUUAUGUACGGCGGGGUUCUUGGUUCUCCUUGUCCUCGUCAUCCCAUUGAUUACCCUCAACCUAAACGAUAAUCUCAUUGUUCAAUUAUUUUCGCUUGUAUACCUCGUCUUUGUCAUUCUGGUGUGGGUCAUCAUGGCCUUUGCUGUUGGACUCGGUUCAGCAGGGAUGCAGACAUUUGGGUCGAAUCUAACUGGGGUGAUUGGGACGGUCAUGUUCAAUUAUACUUUGGCGAAUACAGUGCCGAGUUGGAUGAACACCAAGCACAAAUCGGUGCCCAUCGCCAAAACGGUCUGGUGGUCGACAUGGAUGGCUACUGCGAUGUACCUCAUCAUUGGUAUCUUUGGCGGCGCCGCCUUCCCGAUGCCAUCGGAUUCAAAUCUUAUUCAAGCCAUUGCCUCCAAUGAUCAUGUCUCUGCUGCGGGCAAGGGCGUCAAUCAGGCCAUUAACGUCACGUACCCGGUUUUGGUACUGCUGACUUCGAUCCCCGUCUCAAUCAUUAUUGUAAAACUGAACUUGGUGACAAGUCGAUUAUGUACCGGGUCCUGGGCAUCUUUCUGGGCCGCUGCUUUCCCCUUUAUCGCCGCCCUCCCCUUCCAAACCGGCGCAUGGAUCACAUACUUUUCCAACUGGAGUUCCCUCAUAUUCCAAUCCCUAUGCAACUUUGCAGCUCCCUUCCUGGUCUACCUCUACCUCCCUAAACGGAAUCUCGUCAUGCAACAAUCCGUAUUAGACGAACUCGAGUUCUUGGACAUUGACGCCGGGAUUAAGAAAUGGAAAGACGACGACGACGACUUUGAUUAUGUCUAUCAUUUACCGUAUGCGGACUUGAACCGGCUGGGUGUACAGCGCUAUAAUCCUUUUGCACCAGCUGCUACGGCCGGGUCCCAGGCUUCCUUGGCUGUAGGUCAAGGUGCCCCUGGACAGCCAAGCACUGCCGGUGGAUCCUCGUCAGGGACGAGCGCCCAGCAGUCCCAAUACUUUGGUGGACCCCGAUACGGCCAAUCCGUCGCACAACUCUCAACCGCCUCUGGACAAUCUGCCAAGCAACUCAUGAGACAAAUGCUCGGACCAGGUGGAGGCGGGUCACGGAGACGAAUGAACAAAACCACGAGCAAGAUGAACAGCAAUGCCACCUCCCGUCGAACAAGUUUAACAAAUUCAAGGAGUAUGACGAAUUUAGGGGGUGGAUUGGCUGUUCCAGGUGCUGGAGGGUUGGCACCUCCCAGCGAGGGAGCCCGUCGUCUAAGCGUCAUGCUGAUGCCUGGAGCCAACAUGAACAAAAUCCAUCCAGUAACGGACAUGGAUGACGACGUGGAAGCGAAUUCCAAAGCCAUGAUGGCCGCUCCAGCAUAUGUAGAAGAUAAAACGGGUGAGAUGGGACAAUUCCGCGCGAUACCAUAUUGGAUGUCGAGAAGGGUGCAUCCAUCGUGGAUUGCAGCCGCUGCGUUGGUUCUUACUAUGGUCGCCGCGCUUGCAGUGCUGAUUUUGGAUGUUAUGGAGGUUGCCCAAUCCGGAUUAGAUUUGAGCUCGAACUCAAACUCGAAUGGUACUUCUUCAGAUGGGCCAGUGUUGGAGGUGGUAGGGGAUAUUUAAAACCAAAAAAAAAUCGCCCUGUUGAGAUCGCAACGAUUUCAAAAAAAUCAGAUCAAAUGUAAAACCCAUCCCUUUUUUUUAUUUUGUAACAUGUACAAUGCAAAUACCAUACGAGCCUGCGUCUAUAAAGUAUAGUUUAUAAACCUG